Molecule: messenger RNA, 836 nt
Organism: Ananas comosus (pineapple)
Lineage: Eukaryota; Viridiplantae; Streptophyta; Magnoliopsida; Poales; Bromeliaceae
Product: mediator of RNA polymerase II transcription subunit 15
Exons: 1
Coding region: 148-639 (163 amino acids)
Source: RefSeq, a predicted model, not a curated record
CUUUGGGCCCGGCCUAAUAAAGCCCAUAUAGUCUUAGUCGCUCUAUCCCCUCUACUCUUCCAAUCCGAUAAAAGGCCUCUUCUUCUCUAUCCUCAAAACCCGUCUCUGUCGAAACCCUAGAAAUCAAAAACCCUAAUCCCAAACAGUAUGCAACAACCCUCGUCUCCCACCUCUCUCCCCUCAUCCCCAUCCCCGUCCCCCUCUCCUCCUCCUCCUCCAUCCUCCUCCACCAAUGGUCCCGGGAAGAAGCCGAAGCUCCCGAGCCCGGAGGAGGUGCUCGCGCACUACGAGGCGCAGGGGCUCGACCCCCGCGCCGCGUCGCUCAAGGUCAUCGGCGAGCUCCAGUCCCUCCUCUUCCGCGCCCUCUCGGGGCGCCGCGGGAAGAAGGACCGGUUCAUGGCCGACGCCGUGCGCAAGCUCGACAACGUCAACACCCGCCUCGCCAUCGCCGAGAUGAAGCUCGACUCCAAGCCCUCGCGCGCCGAAGCCCUAGCGAUCGGGGUCGCCGCGGGGGCGCUCGUGCGCGGGGCCGAGCACGUGCUCCCCCACGUGCUCGGCGCCCUCGGGGCCCUGUGGGGCUCCGUUGCGGCCUCCACGGGAGCGUCGCCUCAUCCUCCUCCUCCCCCUCCGUUUUCUUAGAUUUUUUUUUUUUUUUUUUGCUUCGUCGUCUUCUUCCUCCUCCUCGUCGUAUAAAUGCUUUUGUUGUUGUGGGGUUUUUUUUUUUCUUUGUAUUUUUUUCUCGGAAAUCAAAUUAAGUUUUGCGAAUUGGGAGGUGAAUGGAUUGUACCCGGGAAAUUUACCUUUUGAUCUUCAAUGAAGUUCUAAUGUUGCGUCUA